Molecule: messenger RNA, 810 nt
Organism: Opisthorchis viverrini
Lineage: Eukaryota; Metazoa; Platyhelminthes; Trematoda; Opisthorchiida; Opisthorchiidae
Exons: 5
Coding region: 1-810 (269 amino acids)
Biological process (GO): translation reinitiation; formation of translation preinitiation complex
Molecular function (GO): mRNA binding; translation initiation factor activity
Source: RefSeq, a predicted model, not a curated record
AUGGCUUGUCUGACUCGAUUAUUGGAACCUGAUGAUAUGCACUCUGGAGAUCCAGUGUGCUGUAGACAGUGUAGCGUGCGAUGGUUUCAAUCAUUUGGUCGAGCCUUGGUAAAGGAUAAGCGUCAAGGAAUUGAACUCAAGGUUGCUUCCAAGGUCUUUGGACAGAAGUUCGCCACGGGAAGUUCGGUGACCGGGAACGGUGAUGAGAUUGUAAUCCAGGGUGACGUCAAAGAUGAAAUUAUUGACUUGCUGACGGAAAAGUGGCCAGAGGUCUACGCGAAGCGCGCACACCUUGCUUUGACACAGAAGCUAGUGGGCCCACCUAUCAAAACCAGCUCCUCGAACGCCUACCGAUUGGUUUUGCUCACCUUAACAUAUGUAAAGGAAGAAAGUCGCGGUACCUGUUUAAACAUCCUGAACAAUGUGUUUCUCAGACUCCUGUUUAAUAAUCAGCGUGGCUUGAGAAGCUCUGUUAUUUUCAAAUUAAAACCAUUUAGUGCAGACCACUUGAUCAUGCAGCGGUUCCGCAUUCUACGAAAUGCCAGCUCAUUUUCCGUAUCCCCUAAAGCCGACUUUUUGAAAAAAGUUGGGACCUCUUUUCCAGAAGACGCCAAAUCCAUUUUGACACCCUGUGGCUCACACGACAGCGUGCUGUUUCUUUUGGGACGAACAUCACGUCAUCCUCAUGAACUGUCUGGACAAUGUUCCUAUAUAAUCCUUUUCACUGAAGCCGGUCGUAGCUUAAUUUGUUUAAGAAAGAUGCGCAUUCCUGAGAAGUCCGCACAGCAGAAGCCUCGAAACCACCUUUAA